CGAAUUUCACUUGCAGUGUACACAGGUGGCUCCAUUUUUUAGCUAGAGACCGCACUCUGCGUUGCUUUCGGUUAGUAUAACAACGUAAACAGGUGUGCCUCUGGUUGAACUGAACAUUUGCUGUGAUCCUUGGAUUCCUACAACUGUCCGCAGCGAAAAAAACACGUAUCAGCCUGUUUCUGUUACAGUCGUAAGAUACGAUUUAGUGUGGUUAUUAAGUGUCGUGCUGUUUCAUUUUCUGUUCACAUGUGAAAGUAAGUUAACCUAGUUUGUUUGCGUGUUUGCUCGAAGCUUAUAAAGUGAACAUAUAAUGGGAAAAUUUUGACGAUGAAAUUUAGUAUUCGGUGUCUAAACCAAAUGUCUGGCGAAUUGAAUUUUAUUCGAAUCGAUCCAUUUUAACAUUUUGCAUAUAACUAAAACUGAGUUUCAUCAGUUUAUUACCAGAACUGGAUGUCUGGAAUGUGCGUUCAAUGUAUGUAGAAUAAGUGUGUAACGUGAAAUAAGUAAACGUAAAGGCCAGUGUGGAAUGCAACGUAGUAAAGACCUCAUUUGGAAAGUAUGUGCACUCUAUAUGAGGAUCCUACGUGUAGCUAACAGACUUUAAUGAAAUCCUAAACUGCCCGGGUGACUUCCACAGCUUCUGGUUCUGCAGUGUGCUUUACAAGGUGCCGUCUCAGUUCUGUCUGCUGGACCCGUCACAACCAGACCAGAAGCCAGUGGAUAACCAGUAGCAAAUAUUUCUUCAAUGCCACCAUCUUGUCCUAGUCAAAACAGAGGAAGUGCCGUGCGUAUUUGGCACCCUGCCCUGAAAAGCAACAGACAUGACACAACAGCAGACCCCAAUUAUGAUUUCGCAGCGGGUCCAACCUCCUCUACUCUGUUUACACUUUCCUCAGACAAAGUGAUUGGGAAUGAUAAAUACAAAAAUAUGAAGAACAUGCGGAAGGAGGAUAUGGAUAAAGCUGCAUGGUGUUGGGCAGACAAUACUGAACCGAAUGAUGUCACAAAACAGCAUGUGGAAUUGGUUUAUCGGAUUAAAUUAAAUGUUUGUACGCCAAAUUCGUGUCGGCGUAACUGCAGAGGCAAUCCGCGAUGCUUGUCUGGUUUAGGUGAAAGUAAGUGGCUGGGCCCAAAGGCAGCUGCAGCAGUAGAAGAUGCUUGGGGUGUUGGCAUGGUUGACCCUAAUGAAGAGCGUAGAGAAACAGGAAUAUUUGUUGGACUCAAGAAUCUUGGUGCUACAUGCUAUGUCAAUAGCCUACUGCAGCUAUGGUUUCAUAACCUGAAGUUUAGGCAUGCUGUAUAUGCAUGGUCUCCAGAAGAAGAUCUUCAGGAGAUGGCUAACAUCACACUUCAGAAAACCAAAGGAGAAGAAUAUGCUCCAGAAUCCUGUAUUGGACACUUACAGCUGUUGUUUGCACUCCUUCAAUUUGGCAAACGACGCUAUGUAGAUCCAACAGCGUUUAUUCUGUCACUUGGUCUUGAUACCGCCACUCAACAAGAUGCACAAGAGUUUUCAAAGUUAUUCAUUUCCAUGCUAGAAGAACGUCUCUCCCAUCAGUCUUCACCACUUGUGAAAAAUAUCAUUAAAGAGCAGUUCUGUGGGAAAUAUUCUUAUGUCACCAAGUGUCAACUGUGUGGGACAGAGUCUGCCUUGCCUUCGUUGUUCUAUGAGCUGGAACUGAAUAUUGCCGGACACAAGACACUUGCUGAUUGUUUGGAAGAAUUCCUGAAAGAGGAGAAACUGGAAGGUGCUAAUCGUUACCUCUGCGCCGUGUGCAAGUCAAAACAGGAUGCAACGCGCAGCAUCAAGCUUGACGUGCUACCUCCAGUGCUAAACCUUCAACUGAUGCGUUUUGUAUUUGAUAGGCAGAAGGGCAGCAAGAAGAAGUUGAACUCAUAUUUGCAGUUCCCUGAGAACCUGGACAUGUCUUUGUACCUGAAGAAGCCUGCUGGUUCCUUGUGCUACGUACUUAGUGCAGUGUUGAUUCAUUGUGGUCAUAGUGCAUUCUCAGGACAUUAUGUAGCCCACAUCUGUGAUAGCACUACGAGUACCUGGUAUAAAUUCAAUGACGAAGCUGUGGAGAAAAUGGAAGGGAAGAAGUUGAAAUUGGGUACAGAAGAAGAUGUUGAUGGUGCAGAUGGGAAUAAGAAAAAUAAGCCGCAGCGAGUUCCAAAGGGUUUCCUCACAUCAAAUAAUGCGUAUAUGCUUGUAUAUACUGAAGCCAAACAAGCAGAGGAACAGAAUAAUUCUGAAAAGAAGGGCAAUGAAACAAAAGACAAUCUUGGAGUGGAAUGGAUUCUGCCAGAAAGACUUUGUGACUUGUUGAAGACCGAGGACCAGAAAUUUGAAGACUGGGCGAAAGAAAUGGAUGAAACAAAGGCUGUGACUGUUGAAAGUGGGAAGGCUCGUCAGCAGGAGAUGGCCAACCUUUACAACACGCUGCCUGUCACAGAAGGUGCCCAGUUUGAGUUUAUUUCUUCAAACUGGUUGGCGAAAUGGUUGAGCAAUGAUGAGGCCAAACCAGUGGACAAUAGUUCUCUGGUUUGUCAGCAUGGGAAGUUGAAUCCAAGUUCCAUAUCACAAACAAAAUGCAUCAGUUCUGUUGCUGCAGAUAUACUGUAUUCCAAAUUUGGGGGAGGUCCUCGGUUGCUUGGGGGUGCCUCCAUGUGUCUUCGAUGUGUGAAGUACAGGUGUAAAGUCUUUAGAUUGAAGAAUAAAAUUACAGAGGAUAACAAAAGACUAACAACUUUGCUAAAAAUGAAACUUGACAGUUUGGAGCCUGCAUUUUGGGUUGGAAAAAAUUCACUGAGAUGUUGGCGGAAAUUGGUUCUAGAAGAGGUAGAGGGUAUUAAAGGCAAGGAUGAUAUGGAAGAAGUCGGCGAUUGUUCCUUGAACUGCGCCGAUAAAGUGUCUGGACCAUGCGUUAAUAAUUGUGAUGAUAAAAUUAGCUGUGACAUUAUAACUGAAACUAAUGAUGAUGAAAAGUUGUCGGAGAAAAAUAACCAAAAAAUAUCUAGAGACAACGAGGGAUACUGCGGUGAAAAAGUGGAAUGUGAAUCUUCUAGCAUUUCCUUAAAUUCUGAAGACUGUGGAAGUACCAUUCCAAGGGUUACACGUUCAAGAUCGAAAUUGACUCCAAAGUCAGAUAGUAAACAGAUUUCUGUCGAUUGUUUUGAUGCUGAUACUUCAAAAUCCUUGUCAGUUUUAUCAUAUAAUAAAUCCACAGAUAAUUCUCAAAUUCCUUUGUUUCAUGGAGAAAGAAAUGUGAAGGCAUUAUUACCUGGUAUGAGAAGAACAGUCGUUUCAAACGCGAAAGAUUUAGACAAUGAAGCAGAAAUGAUGGAAAUGGAAGUAUCUUCUACUGUACCAUCAGAGCACGAGGAAUCGCAAAACAUUAAUUCUAUGCAUUUAGCCGUGUGUAAUGAUAGUGUAGUAACCUCAAGCGACGAAAUAUUGGAAAGCCGAACGGACGGUCGUAACGUGGAGCUUUCAGAAGCCAGAAUGGAUGAGAAUAGUGUUAGACGAGAAGGACCUUUGUUAAAAGAAAUUUUUGAAAAUAGUAAUGAAAACCUUUCUGUGAAUGGUAUUUCACAAACAUGCACUAAAAAUUCUGUUAAAGCUUUAGGACCGAAGUACUCGUACAUUCGUAUCAAAACUCCGGGCUUUGGUGAUGAUAUAAUUCAGAGUGUAGAAGAUGGCGCAAUUUGUGAUAUCUUAGGAGAGAAGUCAAACAAACGACCUUGGGCUGUUACAAGUAAAACUGAGGACAUGAUUGAAGAGAGCAGAGAAGAAUCUGAAGAGAAAACAAUUUUAGAUGUGGCAGUCAGUGGUGCUAUAACACCGGAUGAUGAUACUUUCCACGACGGACAACAGGAAGGUGACGAGGAGGGUUUUAAUGAAGAUAUCAUUUGUAUACAUGGAAAUUUAAGCGUAGAAGACGGUCGGCGACGUCUUGUCUCCGAACAGGCGUGGGAGAUUUUGAGAAGCUAUUUUCCAUCUGCUAAGCCAUUCACACAGGAUGCCAAACCUUGUAUCUCGUGCCAGAACCUGUUGACGCAAGGCAAAGCUGCGCGUGAUAUAUAUCGUCAGACUGCAGCCAUUCAGAAAGACAGCCUCAUGGAUCUGUACUACGACCGUAACCGCGUUUCCCUCGGUAGUCCGGCAUCUCUGCAGCGACAGAAACAGUUCCCAAAUCAAGUGCUGCAUCUAGUAUCGAGAGAUUUCAUUGAUUCUUGGCGCAAAUUUUUAAGGGAUCCGAACCGAAGAGACCCAGAGUCUUUCAUCGUGAAUGGACAUCUUCUGUGUCCUCACGGUGGGCUUCUUUAUAACCCAGCGACGUCUGAGGAGCCAAGUUCCAGUAAUCGGUUCGUGGUGGUAACAGAGGUCGAAUGGAAUAAGCUUCUUAACUUCUACUCGGUAGACUGCGACAUCGUAGUGAGGCGAGACCUAGACACCGGCGUCCUGAUAAGCGAACCUGAUGUAUGCGAAGAAUGUGUGCUGGCGCGGCUCGAGGUGGAGGAAAUGGAACUUUUGCAGUAUAAAAAAGCGAAGAUAUUUGUCCGGAAGAUUGCCGACACUGACAGUAACAAGUGCCAGUCGCAGGACAGUGGGCGUGACGGUGGUAGUGCUGUGUCGGAGUACAAAGAUGAUCCCGAAUACCAGGGCUUUGAUGCGAAACGACCAAAACUGGCUACGUCGUCUUGUGGUUCCGCGACGCCUGGAGAUGGCCGGGUACGCAAGAGUACGCGACAUCGGCGCAUGCGCGGUGAGAAGGAACUCUACGUGUCUUCGACACUUAAGUUGUUGGAUCUCAAAGUAAUGGCGGACGAGCCUUGUGACGACCCUUCUCUGAUUGAUGACUAUAUAAAAGCCACCACAUUCGAAGAAGGCUUUAAGGGUACAGAACUCUUGAAGUGAAGACAAAAUAUCUCAGAAAACCAACAGACAUCAGUGAAGAAACUUCAGUUAUUAGUACUUCAUUCUUUCUACUGCUUAAUAAUUUUAUUUAGUGUUAUGUUUUUAUAAGUACAGUCUUAUAUUACAUCCUAAGUGUAAAAAAAGUGAGUUCAUUACUUUCUGGCAACUCAAAAUAUAAUUUACAGUGUGGUGCAUAUGGUAUUUAAAUGUGGUUUAGGGUACUUCACGGUUGACUGAACAAAACACUGACUCGUGGUUAAAGUAUAUUUAAAUCAACACUGAAAUAGGCCAGAGGAACUUUGCAUUCGUUAAGAUAUGAGCCUUAACUAAGCUUUAUAUGUUUAUUUUAUUGAAGUAGUAGUGCGUUGUCGUUAAGUAAUCAGAAAUAGGCGACCGCUGGAUUUUGGUUGCCAGUGACUGACUGUCCAUUGGGUACUCAUGAUGUAGCCAAUCCUUAAAGCUGUUCAUCUAGUCACGGCGUCUAAGAAUGUAGGGGUUUUACCCCUGUAUUCCCCAUACUCCUUCAUUGUUUGUUGCUUAAGCGUGACACUGACUCUGCUUUUAUAAUACGUCAUAAUCUGUUAUGCAUUUUGCGUGAGAUAUAAGCUAAUUCUUGUUGGUCUUAAUCCGUCUGAGUAUUUUAAACCACGACGUUUCGGAAGCUUGUUAUACUUUGGAUUUAAAGUGACCGGUGUGAGAAAGACCCAUCAGAGUAGAUAUUUCUCCUUGCACUUGUAACCUGAAGAUGGAAAUAGAACCUACUUCCGAAACGUGAUUUAAAGUUAAAUUCUAGCAGAAUUGUUAUACACAAUGAGUCGCAGCGUCCUCAGAAACAUUUAUUAUUCGUUUCAACUUCGUAGUUAUGAAGGUGGGAAAAAUCAUGUAUUCAUUUUUACUGUUUGUUUUACAGAAAUAGGUAUGAAUGUAAAACUUCGUGUGACAUUUAAAAAUACAUUAAACAUUUUAAAGUUUAAAAUUACGGCUAAGGAGAAACAUUGGGUUGUUGUAGAGCGUGCACGUCGCGAGGAUUGUCUUGCUUUUUUUACCGUUCAGCUGAUAGAUAUGGAUAAAGGUAUUAACAUGUGCUUCUAUGUUAAGAAAAUUAAUUGUUUUGUUAGUAAAUUUGUGGUUCUGAAAUUGAACUCAGUUUGUUUUAAAAUAAAUCUUUUGGCGAGAUCUCGGGUUCGUACGGCGGAAAGUACGAUGAUGGCUGUCUUCUGGGUUGUUGCGCCGUUUAGUUUGGUAUAAGUUUACCGACGUUUCGUGGGUCCUUCCUGUCUCCAUCAUCAGGGCGAUAAGUAACUCGCACUCGAGGAAUCAGUUUGAAAAUGAGAUCCUUGUUGGGAUCAGUGGGGAAGAGUGUGAAGAUCGGGUGGAAUUAAGGUAACCAUUAGGAGAAUGGCGGACCACAAUCUGGCCAACUUACGCACGAGACUACACGACACAUCAACCCAAAAGACAGCAAUCUUCAAACUCGUCGCCGUGAGAUUAUUACGUAGGUGACUGUCGUCGAUACCCUGAGGAUGGCUCUACUGUCCGUCAGCGUCGCUAGAGACUCGUACACAUCUACAAACAGUGUUGGAAAACAGUUUUUGAACACGUUUUGUCGGAAUUUCGUCUGUAUGCAAACAGAUAUUGGGUGGAUCUUGUUUCUCGUUGGUAAUGGAAAGCGAGAUACGUUAUUAGCAAAUGUGGGCCUGUUUCUAAACUCGUUGUCAGUGUAUCUCGUGAGCUACGGCCAGAGAAAGUGCUCAGAAUGAACGCAAGGGAGAAUACGUCGAAGCUUUAUGUUUUGCAACCGAUCAUUUGUAGCAACAUUUUAAAAUCGGUUGUUGUCAUUCUGACAAAAUUUCUGAAGCCAACUCAAUCAUCUGCUUUGAAGUCUGCCAAAAGAUUAUCGCCGUACCUCGUCCGUUCUUUGAGAAAGUGACUGAAGUGGAACAGUGUUUGCCAAUAGGCGGUAUACAAGGCAAACAGAGUUUACCGACAGUGUUUGCAGGUGUGUACGAGCUUUAAAGUUCACAUCACAGUUAAUCAGGACACUCUGUGGUUAGGUUACACAAAUCCCAUCUUCGACCUCUGUCUGUGCAGCGCCAUUUAGACAACGUAUGGAAUGCCGUGAAUGAAUGACCAAACUUCGCAGCACCAUUUAGUUAAAACACCUUUUAUCACAAAUAAAUGCACUAAAAUUCAUCUUAAACAUGACAUACAUAAUUCAAUUUCUUGGGUAUUUCAACUGGCCACUCUCGAAGGACUUUCCCCACCAAAUCUUGUACGCAUGUUUUCGUUUCCCUCAUCCGAGAUGCACGUACGUGUUACCGUAGCCUCGUUGAUUUCGCUUCCCAAAAAGUAACAUAAGAACUUGCCAAAGCUUGCCAUUUGAGGUCCUGAAUAUGAGCACAAACAAUGUGUGGCUGUGUGGAAUGGAAUUCUCAUUGUGCAACCGCAGAUACGUAUCCAUAAAAAAUAAACCCCUUAAAGCCUAGCGGUAACUAUAUAUACCACCUGCUUUAACAAUCAGUAACACUGCAUUUUGUGUUUGUGUGUCUCGUAUGAUUCUCGGUGUAAACGGAUUAUUUCCUUAAAACAUCGUUAGUUAACAAAUCCCGUCUUUGUCAUUGAGUAGUGUGUUUUCUUUGAGGUACGGACUAAAUUCUUAGGUGUUUUUAGACGAGUUUCGGCAACGAAGAGUUGACACAAAGGUCAAUUGAGAGCUGCAGAAGAACAAAGAACGCGCUUUGAAAAUAUGCAUACAUCACAUGGAGCACACCUGUCCACUUUGCUGUUUCCGAACACAUUUAGGGCCUUACUUACACAUCGUGCGCAAAAAUAUUUUAGCAACUACUUCACAUGUUCUGUGUAUUUAAUCUGUUUAUCGUAUUGUGUGAAUAAAUACAAAUACAAAGAAAUUA
This is a messenger RNA of Zootermopsis nevadensis, 7830 nucleotides long. The record is from RefSeq and is a predicted model, not a curated record. NCBI's taxonomy places the organism in Eukaryota, Metazoa, Arthropoda, Insecta, Blattodea, Termopsidae.